This is a messenger RNA of Carassius auratus (goldfish), 1091 nucleotides long. Its product is annotated as mitotic spindle-associated MMXD complex subunit MIP18-like. The coding region runs from base 148 to 627 and encodes 159 amino acids. NCBI's taxonomy places the organism in Eukaryota, Metazoa, Chordata, Actinopteri, Cypriniformes, Cyprinidae. The transcript is spliced from 5 exons. Gene Ontology annotation, cellular component: cytosolic [4Fe-4S] assembly targeting complex. The record is from RefSeq and is a predicted model, not a curated record.
AAAGUGGAUACUGUUUCCGUUAUUUAGAUUGACUUCCGGCUAGCUUGUUUUGUUUUCGACUUCGCAGAGUUGACAACCUUUUUUAACAAUAGUGUAUUGAUCGUUUUGUGUUAGUUGUAUUAUCAUUUUAUCGUUGAGGAGGUUAUAAUGUCAGGAGGAACUCGCCUAGAGAACGCCAAUCCUCUGAUAUUUCAGCGCUCGGGGGAAAGACUCGUGACUGCCGCCGAUGAGGAUGAAGAUGUAGCGGAUCCCAUCGAUGACAGAGAGAUCUUCGAUCUGAUCAGAUCGAUCAAUGACCCUGAGCACCCACUGUCCCUAGAAGAGCUGAAUGUCGUGGAACAAGUGCGUGUCAAUGUGAAUGAUCCGGAGAGCGUGGUGUCUGUGGAGUUCACUCCGACCAUCCCACACUGCAGUAUGGCCACACUCAUUGGCCUGUCCAUCAAAGUCAAGCUUCUGCGCUCCCUUCCGGACAGAUUUAAGAUUGAUGUUCACAUCACUCCUGGCACACAUGCCUCAGAGGAUGCAGUCAAUAAGCAGCUUGCAGACAAAGAGCGAGUGGCAGCAGCUCUGGAGAACUCUCAGCUGCUGGAGGUGGUCAACCAGUGUCUGUUCACCAGAACCAUGUGAUCACGAGAAUCCUGCCGCUGUUGUGUACACCUUUGACAGUCAGGAGUGAACUCUUACAGGCAAGCCAGAGUUGAGUGAUAAUAAGAUUUUUAUAUAUAUAGUGUUGGACUCCACAAACAACACCAGGGCAGGAGGACUUUUUGCUUAAAAAGUGAGCGACGCUUCCAAGUUGAGUUUAAAAAUGUGUCAGGAAAAGAACAUCCAGAGAGAAUUCACGUGGAACCAUUUUUGUUUUUGUUUGUUUCUUUUCUGUUUGACAGUACGUGGAUACAUAAAGAAAUGUUGUUCUGUAAUGAUGUCAUAUUCUUAUGAAUAUGUACAAAAUGACUUUUACUUUUAGAAAGCUGUGGACUUUUCCAAGAAAUUUCUUAUUGGCCAAAAUGGAGAACGUGUGCAGCAGAAAUAAUUUCCACUGCUUUGUUUUGUAAAUCUUGUUUUUGUCAAUAAAACAAACAAAAAAAAAA